AUGACGUUUGUCAUGUUUUGUGAAAAAGAAAGCAAAGUGUCAUUUUUUGGAGAAAGCUAUGUGCAAUUAAAUGUUCCUGCAUCAUCUUCUACAACCACACUGAAAUUCUGCUUUCUAACAAGUAGACCAGAUGGAUUACUUUUUCUUGCUGCAGGAAGAGAAGCUUAUUUUUCGGUGGAGUUGCAUUCUGGGAAUAUACAUGUGAGAAUCAAUCUUGGAACAGGCGAGCAUGUCCUCCAUUCCCAGUUGGUCUCACGCAUAAAUGAUUUAACUUGGCAUCUUGUAGAAAUCCAUCAUGAACAAGAUAAUAUUACUCUGCUGAUAGACAAAAACUAUCAAGCAAGUACAAAGCUGCCAGAUGUUUCGUCUCAACUAAACAUGGAACAUGGACUUUUUGUUGGUGGAACUGGCAACCUUGAGGCUCCUUACAUUGAUGAUGCAUGGAUAAAUUUCCGAGGAUGCAUCCGUGAUGUGCUGUUUAAUGACCAUGACCUUUUAACAUCCCUGAGACCUUCUUCAAAACUUAAAAAUAUUCACGAAGUGUCACUGAGCUGCAGUGAUGAAUUUUUUGCAGGUGAAGAGGAAGCCAUUAGUUUCUUUAGCUCCAAGUCCUAUGUUUCUUUUCCCCUGUGGAAUAUUCAGGCCGGGGCAGUCUUGGAUUACACCGUGCAGACCACAGCUCAAAGAGGCUUGCUGGUCUACAGUUCUGGUGUGGGUGGAGAUUUUGUUGCAAUGGAACUUGAACACAGUCUUAUUAAAGCUCACGUUGGAAAGGGUAAGAGGAGGUUUCAUCUUUCCUCUCUCAGCCCUGUCAACAAUAACCAGUGGCACUCUAUCAGACUGAAGUUUUCUGCAAACCAAAUUGAGCUCACAGUAGGAAAAGAAACAGUUAAAACAUCACUGCUGCCACAGAGUCUCUUUCCUGUUCUUGACAGAGCCCUUUAUAUAGGUGGAGUAAAUGAUGCCCUCCGGGCAGAAGUGCUGAAACUAGGGUUAGCCUCAGUUUCUGGGAAGAAUGCUCACGGAGGAUCAUUCAAAGGCUGCAUGAAAGAUUUGAAGAUUGACCUAGAAAGGAAUUCUGUGAAGAAUGCUCUUGUGAGUAAGGAUAUUUCAGUCGGGUGCAAAACUGACGGUGACUUGAGUACAAACCCUACCCUAGGACCUGAAAAGCAAUCUGUGGGAUUAAAAAGUCCCACUUCUCCUCUUGGGGGUGGAGUCCCCAACCUCUACAGGAAAGAGAGCCGAGAGCACUUUGUAAUCCUAAACAAUCUGAUCGUUCCAGAAGGUGGGCAAGCGACUCUUGAAUCCAAGCACAUCAAAGUCAAUGUGGAAUUCAAGAAACUAGGGAUUCGUCAGUCACAAAUUGUGUUUACAAUUAGAAGCCAGCCUUCCCAUGGCCGUCUGAGGUUGGAGGUUGAACCAGAACAGGGAGAGUCCACCUUUACGAUGCUAGAUCUGUGGCAAGGUAGAGUCUUGUACAUCCACGAUGGUUCUGAGGAAAGCUAUGAUUAUUUCACUUUCUCUGUUUCUACAAGCAGUAAAAAAGAAAUGCCUCCCUAUCUACAGGGGAAGAAAGAAUACAUGUUUACCAUUACGGUAAGGCCAGUAAAUGAUGCUCCAGAAAUCACACUCCCAAAUGGAAACUUGUUUCUUCUCUUAGAGCACUCCAAGAGAUGCCUGGGCAUUGAUUCAAUCAGUAUUUCAGACAGUGAUACCAGUGCUGCACAUCUCAAUAUUACAGUUCUUGGUAAUUUGAAUGCAGAUGCAGGGUAUAUAGAAAAUUCUAAGACUCCUGGAAAAGCUGUUACUGUCUUUUCUUAUGAGGACUUACAAGACGGUCAUGUUUUCUUCGUCCACACUGGAGUUAAGAAUUCCAGGAUUGUUCUGAGAGCUACUGAUGGGGAGAAAGUCAGCAACACAGUUGUGCUGCGUGUGGUGGCUGUACCUUUGGAAUAUAAAGUGGUCAACAACACAGGACUUAAUGUGCUUCAAGGUAGUACGGCCUUGAUCACACUCAGUCACUUGGCUACCGAAACAAAUGCUGCUCAGCAAGAGCUGGAGGUGUGUUACGAGAUCACAGAGCCACCCCACUAUGGAGAAAUCCAGAGAUGCCAUCUGGAUGGAGAAUGGAAAAAAACAAACUCCUUUUCUCAGCGGUCCAUUCAACGUGACCAUAUCAGAUAUGCUUCUACUUUCAAAGAGAUACAGCUGGAUAAUAUCCUUGAAUAUUUUAAAUUUAAAGUUCUCAUUGGCAGUAAGCUAAGCAAUGAGCUUCUGUUUCCUAUCACAGUGAAGUGGUUGAGAUAUAAAUUCCUAAAGCUUGUGUCAUUAGUAAUCGAUAAAUCAAGACGUGAGUACCUUAACUCUAGUAAUCUUCUUGUUACGAUAACACAUGUAGAUGUACCAGAAAACGAAUUGUAUUAUAAACUUCAGUCCUUGCCCCAGAGAGGAAACAUUCUGCUUAAUAAUGCCACUCUGCAAGUAAAUUCAAUCUUCAGUCAGCAGGACAUUUCUGAUAACAAAGUAGAAUAUCAAUUGACCAGUAGGCCCCAUGGGGAAACACAGGAUUCAUUUCAGUUCUUAAUUUCUUCAAAAUAUGUGGUGUCAGAGAGUUAUGAUUUCAAAAUCCACAUCAAAACAGACCCACGAAGCAUUCUUUUAACAAACAAUGGCCUCACUGUUACUGAGGGUGAAGGAAAACUGAUAACAGAAUUGGAAUUAUUUGCACAAACUGUUGAUAGUAAAGUCUUCAGGUAUCAAGUUACAAAGAGUCCUCGCCAUGGAAAGUUAUCACUUAUUAAUUUUUCUGAUUCCCCAGCAAGUAACAAUAAUCUUACUAGUUUCUCAAAUCAGGAUAUAAUAGAUAAACGUCUGAUGUAUAUACAUGACGACUCUGAGACACAAUUUGAUGAAAUUGAUUUCACAGUCACUGCCAUGAAAUCUCGAGAAAGGAUGAGGUCUGACGUGGAAACAGAAUCCCCUUUAACAGCAGAGAUCAAGUUUAACGUUUCUGUCCUGCUGAAGAAUGAUGAGAAACCAGUACGUGUGGUAGAUAAGGUGUUUCAUCUUGUUAGGAAUGGAAGGAGACUGUUGACCUUAAAUGAUCUUUGUUAUCAUGAUCCUGAUACCGAUUUUGAUGAUAUGCAGUUGUUGUAUACCAGGCGUGGCAUCCCAAAUGGAGAUUUAGUUCUUGUCAACGAAACUUCUUACAGACUGUAUCAGUUCAACCAAGCUGACAUGGCAGAGAAGCGAGUCCUGUUCAUACACCGUGGAGCAGACUACGGCCGGUUUGUGCUGUUCAUAACUGAUGGGAAACACUAUUCUUCGUCACUACUAGAAGUAAGUGCUUCAGACCCUUACAUCCGCCUAGCAAACAAUACAGGGUUAUUGAUCCAGAAAGGAAGAGAGGGGAUAAUCACCACAGCUAAUCUGAGUGCUACCACAAACCAAGACAUUAGAAGCGAUCAUGAAAUUACAUUUGAGAUGUUUUUGUCUCCAAAGCACGGACAAGUCUUUGUAAAUAAUUUAGCGCUGGGCACUUUCACUCAGCAUGAUCUCAAAAUGGGUCACGUGACUUACAGGCACAGUGAUAGUAACAAUUUGGUUGAUGCAUUUAACUUUACAGUUUCCGCAAAAGGUGUCCAGUUGAAUGCCGGAAUGAAUGUUCGUGUAUAUUUGGAAAGUGAUCAGCAUCCGCCAGCGAUUGUACAUAAUAGGAACAUACUAGUUGAAGAAGGAAAGCCAGUUAAAAUCAAUAAAGAAAAACUGCUGGUUGUGCAUGAUAACAGUUUGCCAUCAGAGAUAGAGUUCAAAUUAAGGUCGCCUCCAAUACAUGGCUACCUUCGGAGGUUUGCCUCAGAGGAAAGCUACCUUGAAAGAAAAGAAAAUCCUGUUUUGUCUUUUACUCAGCAAGAUAUCAAUGAUGGUAAUAUCCAGUAUGUACAGACCACUUCCAGCCAGGUCCAAGACCAGUUUUCCGUGGAUGUAACCAAUGGUAUCCAGACAGUCAGAGGAAUACAAAUUGUAAUAAACAUCAUCCCAAAGUUGAUCCCACUGGAAGUACAGAACUUCACAGUUGCUGAAGGUGGUUCAAUUGCUCUGGAGGAAGAUUUUCUAAAAAUUCGUAAUAGCCAUUUUGCGGGUCUCAAUUGUGAAUUCAGUUUAGUUGAGCCACCUAAACAUGGACGUAUUUCAACCUCUCACUUUCCUGGAGUAGCACUUACUAAAUUUACCAGGAAACAGCUGGAACAAGGAUUAAUCUUCUAUAUUCAUGAUGAUAGUGAACAGUUGCUUGACAAUUUCACCAUCCUGGCAAACAGCACAGAACUGUGGAAACAGAGUUUGCCUCAAACAAUAUUUGUGACUAUUACACCAGUAAACGAUGAAGCUCCUAUUAUAAAGAGGAACAAAAUUCUCCGGGUCUGGGUGGGUUCUGUCACUGAAAUAACCACAAACGAUCUCUGUACAGAAGAUAAGGAUUCCUCACCUGAAAAGCUCUUCUAUUCUGUUUCGCCUCCCAAUAAUGGUCACUUGGCUCUCAAGUCUUCUCCAAACAAAAACAUCCUUAACUUUACCCAAGCGCAUAUCAAUAGAGGACAGUUGGUCUUUGUCCAUAGUGGAGCAAUGUCUGGAGGCUUCAGUUUCCAGGUUACAGAUGGUUUGAACUUUGCACCUCGACAAAUUUUUAGCAUUACGGCUCGAACUCUGGUUAUUAAGUUAGAAAACAACAAUGGACUAGAAGUCUUUCCAGGUUCUAGAAAGAUAAUUACUUCCCAUAAUCUGAAAGCCACCACCAAUGAUGUGAUUGAGAACGGAAACAGAACAAUAUUUUUUACAGUUACAAAGUCUCCAAACCUUGGAAGACUCAUCAGUGUUCUCUCUGAGAACAGAACACAGGAUAUUUCAAGUUUUACACAAUCAAUGGUGGAUGAAGAGAUGGUGAUUUAUGAACAUGCAAAUAAGGAAACAGUAGAUUGGGACACUCAGGAUUAUUUUACCUUUUCUAUAUCCUCUCUGCCAGCCUUUUUGGGUCCUCAGGUGUUUCACAUUAAUAUAUCAUAUGGAAUUAAAGGGCAUGAUCGAAGCAGCCAGCUGCUUGCAAACACAGGUGCUGUUGUCCAGGAAGGAGGCAAAGUUGUAAUUGACAAAACUAACCUAGAUGGUUCAAAUUUGCUCUUGAAAUUGCCUGAGGCACAGCGUUCUGCCUUUGAAGUAUGGUUUCAAGUCAUCUGUUUACCCCAGCAUGGGAGAAUUGUUGUGGGAGAAAGGAAUAUUACAACAGAGAAGCCUAAUUUUUCUCAAUACAUCAUUAACAAAUACGGAAUCACCUAUGUGCAUGAUGACUCUGAAUCACUCACUGAUCAGUUUCUUUUUGCUGUGUGGUUAAACCAGAAGAGCAAGUCUUCAACAAAACCCGAUUCUGGUGUUUUAGAGGAGUCAUUUAAUAUCACUGUAGUACCAGUGAAUGACCAGCCCCCAGAAUUAAAGACAAAGGCGCUCCAUUUGACUGUUUUACAAGGAGAUACUGUAGUUCUAGGACCAGAAAAUUUGAAAGUAGAAGACUUAGAUAACAUGCCUGAAGACAUCAAAUACACUAUUAUAAAUGAUCCUCAAAAUGGUUUCUUCACACUAGGAACUCAUCUCGGUGAGCCCAUCAAAGAGUUUACUCAGGCUGAUGUUGAUGAUGGCAGAGUCUGGUUUGUACAAGAUGGAAGUGCUUUGUCUGGAAUUUUUUACUUCAGUGUGACAGAUGGAAAACACCGUCCACUGUACAAAGUCUUUAGCCUUGAAGUGACACCCACUUCUGUCACCUUGGUCAACCUGACAGGAGUAAUACUUCCGCAGGGACAGAGCACAGUUGCUGUUACAAAUGCACAGCUUUCAGCAACAACAAAUGGGAAAAACGCUGUGAUUGAAUUUGAAGUAACACAACCCCUCAAAUAUGGGAGUUUAAUAAUUGGCAGUGAACCGGUAACUAGAUUUCGACAAGCAGACGUAGAUGGAGGAAGGCUGUGGUAUUGUAUGACAGACCUCACUGGGGUUGGAGAUACAGUGGAGUUUGUAGUGUUCACGUUGGACAGUAACCUAACCGGACAGGUUAUGAAUAUCACAGUGGAACCACUUGUGCAAAUGGGACUCAAUGUGAGCAUUCCAAAUAGAGUGGCUUACAAACUGAAAGGCAGGGACUUGAAUGCGACCGAGUUGGCAAACCUAACGAACAGCAACCCUACAUUUGAAGUGAUUGUACCUCCAGUGUAUGGAAGACUCUUCCAGACGCCCUUAAGCUUUGAUAAAAGUGAAAGAUUAAAUGUGUUCACACAGAGCGACCUUGACAAUGGUGCUGUGUUUCUUGAAGCAGAUGCCAAUAUGACAUCCGUUGACCUACUGAAUGAUUCCUUCACAUUUAUUCUCAGAGCAGAAGGCGUGCAGCCUGCUGUAGGUCAAUUUUACUAUGUCAUAGUGCCACAUGAACCUUCAUUCGGCCAGAUAUUUCCUUCUGAAGUACCCCUCAUAAGCAGUGCAAAUGUUUUAAAAAGUUCUACCGUUGCAACAGAUGAACCUCUUUUUCCUCCAGAGAGAUACCCCUACACUGAAACACCAGCACAGACCCACUGGCACAACCAAAAUCACUGGGUGCAUCAGAAUGACAGAGAAAUGAUGUUGAAUGAGAAAAUUGCAAGAGGCAGAUCUGCAUGGGCCGAAACUACGAUAAAAAUGAGUUCCAGAAGCAGUUGGGAUCGGAGCCUGCGUAACAGUAACUGGCUGUUCAUCAUUAUACCAAUUUCCUCUGUGGCUGCUUUAAUCAUUAUAACUGCCAUCGCUAUUUGUGUCUUCCUGAUGUGUCACAAGCCAAAGAAAGCCCAAUCUCUCAUUGUAGAACAGACACCAACGACUCCCAGCAGCCCAAGCUUUUCUCCAGAGAGGAGCGUAACUGUUCCUAUGGUCACAGUGACACCCCUUGCGAAAGCUGCGGGCAAAACAACUGCCUUCCCAUUCAUGGCUCUCAGACGGGAACAGUUUCACCUUGUGCCUGUUGCUUCAGCUCUGGUUCCUCGAGUUCCAGAAGGUCUUCUACAAAACACCUGGUCCAAACCUGACCGAGAAAUGAUCCAACGUUGCCGUACCACCAACCCAGCCUUAAAACACAGUCAGUACUGGGUAUAGCAGGGUGGUAAUGCCUAGGAGCCAGGGACCACAUGUGCUUCCGGACCCAGAGGGCAAAUGGACUUCUGUGCUCCCCUCCCGCAAAUGUAUGACUUUCAGUCAUUUUGGUUUAUGAAAAAAGCUUCCAAAGGCCUAAAAUUGUGGUGGUGUUGGGGAGCUAUUAAAACUAUUCCUUUUUCAAAGAUAUGGAAAGUGUUUUACAUCAUAAAGAAAAAGAA
Molecule: messenger RNA, 7382 nt
Organism: Pogona vitticeps (central bearded dragon)
Lineage: Eukaryota; Metazoa; Chordata; Lepidosauria; Squamata; Agamidae
Source: RefSeq, a predicted model, not a curated record